Molecule: messenger RNA, 2625 nt
Organism: Colletotrichum destructivum
Lineage: Eukaryota; Fungi; Ascomycota; Sordariomycetes; Glomerellales; Glomerellaceae
Product: Putative zn(2)Cys(6) fungal-type DNA-binding domain-containing protein
Exons: 4
Coding region: 1361-2548 (395 amino acids)
Biological process (GO): regulation of DNA-templated transcription
Molecular function (GO): DNA-binding transcription factor activity, RNA polymerase II-specific; zinc ion binding
Source: RefSeq, a predicted model, not a curated record
ACUUGCAGAUUCGUUCGUUCGCAGGACUUUUACAAUUUUUGCCUCGUCGAUCAACCCGAAAGUCGUGGUCAGGGUUACCUCUCGUCGGCGCCUCACCCAUCGUCAUACGAGCGAGCACAUAACUGGAUGACGGAGAAAGAGGAACGAACACUUGAUUGGUAUAACCGCUUGCCAACGUAGUUCCUAAAUUUGGAGAGGCAAAAAAGGAAGGAACAGAAAAAAGUCAGUCGCUGUGUCUUUCAUCAACGUUGCUGCCAGGUCCGCUCACCUUUCUCUCUCUUUCUCUCCACACACACACACAGUCUAUCUCUCUCCCUCUUACGCUCUUUUCUCCUUCCGUGGUUGUUUUUGCUGGGGUUUGGUGCCUUGUUCCAAGCUGUACUAAGGUACCUACCCACCUACUUAGGGUUGUGUCUCUCACUCUUUCUCUUCGCCGACCACGACCUCGCCGGGUCCCGAUAUUACCACUAGAUAGUUAGGUACUUUGGGCUCGAGAUCUUCACCAGUCCGGCAACACCCACAACCAUACGUCGUUUGAGCAUCGUCACAUACCGGAAAUCUAAGCCUCAGCCAACCCAGCUCGCCCUGGAUGCGUCUGCACAUCACGCAUCGCACCGCAUCACAUCGCAUCGUGGCAAACUCGAAACCGCAAAACUCAGGCUACAUCUUCCUUUACAUUUGUCGGGACUUCUUCUCGCCCUCUUCGUAAAAGUUGGGUAGUAAUCAGCCCGCGGGAUAGGAAGACCUGGAGGGGGAAACGGGAAGUCGAUCCAGUUUUGACGCCAGUCAAUCUCAAAAGUUUCCCAACUCUGGUACGCCAUCCUGGCCAGUGCCGCACUCACAGCUGGCCUGGACUGGCGUGACUCGUCUCUAUUGGACCGUCCCUGACCUGCCCUUGUGCUGUAUCCGGAUUGGUUAUAUCCACGCUUCACUGCACCUAGCACAACAUCGGCGGCAGGCACGAUCUAUUGCAUUCCACAAGUAGCACUUGCUGAACCUUCCGUCAAGAUAUCUCUUGGGCGCCUUGAGACGCGUUGCGCCCUAAUCGUCCGCCCCAUCCGAAGACCAGGUCGGACCAAUACAAAUCAUCGAUACAUCGUUAACCGCCAGUCGAAAUCAACUUCAGCCCUGUUGACAGGUCACCGGUAUCUGGGCGUCAGCCCACAGAACCUCCUUCCUCAAGCCUCCUCAGCAUCUUCAGUUUCUCUAGGCACUCUCCGCGCCCAUUGCAUUCGUUCGUCAGUCCGUCUGCUGUAUGGCACCAGAGUACCUGGCCUUUCAUCACCAAGCUGGUUGAGAGCCUCGGAAGCCGUCGAUCCAGCACUGCCUUUGCUGCUCUUUGCAAAAGUCGAUCUCGACCAUGUCGUACCAGUACCCUCCGCCCCUGCCUUCUUCUGGCCCUGAGAUGGAAGUGUCUCAUCCUGGUUACGCGCCCGACUAUGGCGCGCCGGCCCCCGUUCCAUCACUGAUGGACCCGGGGAUCCAGGACCGGACCCUCAAGGAACGAAAAGAAUCCUUCUCACAGGCGAGUCUGAAGUUGAAACGGUCCAUGUCCACGCCUAAUGUCAGACCGCGACAGGCCAACGCUUCCGAUCCAAACCAGUCUGGCCUACCUGGCGACAAGAAGAGAAACAAGCUGGGCUACCACCGAACUUCGGUAGCUUGUGGACACUGUCGUCGACGGAAGAUCCGCUGCAUAGCAUCGCCCGCAUUUGGCGAGAGUCGGUGCAUCAACUGCAUCAGGCUGAAGAAGGAGUGCAGCUUCUUCCCCGUGGAUCAGCCGCCGCUGCCGCAGACGACCGAUCCGCGCCAUAGAGCGCCAUCGCGGACUCCGGCUGGGUCCAAGGUCACUUCUGCGUCAUCUUCCCCUGCCAUGGUCGCUGGGCAGUCCCCUGACGUAGCACAACGCCACCACUUCCAUCCCGAUGCCGGGAGUCCCGCUUCAGGUAUGGCGCCGCCUCCUGUACAGCUAUCCGCCUUUGAUAAUCUCGGCCCUGAGGCUACGAUGUCCUCGGGGGUGACGGCCUCGGCUUCCCGUGUCUUUGGUUUUUCGAACCAGUCAGUAGCUUGGAUGUCUCCAGAAGUCAGUCCCAGCUCCACAACACAGCCAAACGAACGCACCGAACCAUGGAAGUCUCACACUGAACAGUCUCCAACCACACCGUCCUUUUCGCCGUACACGUCCCAACCUCCUCCGUUGGCCAACUGGGGAAACCCGGACCCCAACGGGCCUGGCGAUAUGGGAUACUCGUCGUUUGCUCCGGGGAGCUCCAUGACCUACCCAAGAGGCACGCCCCUACCGCCCCAAAAUCUCAUGAUGACGCAGCAGAACCGGCAACUCGGGAGGAAGUCGUCGGCAAUGUCAGAGGACAUAUACCCAACGCAUAUAGCCACGCAGUUCCCGAACAUGGAACCACACAACGCUUCGCUCUCCGCAGGAGCGAUUCCGUCUUCUGGUUACAGCUCCUGGGUCCCACCACCCUUCCCAUAUGCCACACCGCACGAGGGCUACGAGGGAUGGACUUACGAGGAGAGCGAAGGACACUAGUGGACGCCAAUUGCGGACGGUCAUUGCAUAUUGACCGCCAAACUAUUGCAAUUUGGAACAUACCCCAGAUCCGCGUU